AAUCCCAUUACCCAUUAAUUAAACGCUCCCCGCGAUUUCUAAUCAUUCGAUUCCUUCCCUCCCUAUCCCGUCCCUCUCUCCCCUUUCCCUCCUCCCUUCUCCUUCAAGUCUCCACUUCUCUCUCUCUCUUCUUCCUCGGCGCUUUCGAGCGCGAAUUCGAUCGAUUUGGGUUUUGAUUCGAAGCUCAUGGAGAAGUACGAGCUGUUGAAGGACAUCGGCUCCGGCAACUUCGGCGUGGCGCGGCUGAUGCGGAACAAGGAGACGAAGGAGCUCGUCGCCAUGAAGUACAUCCCCAGGGGCCAAAAGAUCGAUGGGAAUGUGGCCAGGGAGAUCAUCAACCAGCGAUCGCUCCGCCACCCCAACAUCAUCCGCUUCAAGGAGGUGGUGCUCACGCCGACGCACCUCGCGAUCGUGAUGGAGUACGCCGCGGGCGGAGAGCUCUUCGAUCGGAUUUGCAACAACGGGAGAUUCAGCGAAGAUGAGGCGAGAUACUUCUUCCAGCAACUAAUUUCCGGAGUCAGCUAUUGCCAUUUUAUGCAAAUUUGUCACCGAGAUUUGAAGCUGGAGAACACUCUCCUCGACGGGAGCCCCGCGCCGCGCCUCAAAAUCUGCGACUUUGGCUACUCUAAGUCGUCGCUUCUUCACUCAAGACCGAAAUCGACGGUGGGAACGCCGGCGUAUAUCGCUCCCGAAGUGCUCUCCCGCCGCGAAUACGACGGCAAGCUUGCUGAUGUAUGGUCCUGCGGAGUAACUCUGUAUGUGAUGCUAGUUGGAGCUUAUCCUUUUGAAGACCCUGAUGACCCCAAGGAUUUUAGGAAGACAAUUGGGAGGAUAAUGUCGGUUCAGUACAAAAUACCCGACUAUGUUCACAUAUCCCAAGAUUGCAGGCAGCUGCUUUCCCGAAUCUUCGUCACAAACCCAGCCAGGAGGAUAACAAUAAGAGAAAUAAGGAACCACCCCUGGUUCUUGAAGAACUUGUCUAGAGAUCUCACAGAAGCUGCUCAGGCAGUUUACUACAAGAAGGACAAGAGUGCCCCCACCUACUCUCUACAAAGCGUGGACGAGAUUAUGAAGAUUGUUGAAGAGGCAAGAAUCCCUCUGCCAUCCUCCACUCCCGUGGCGGGGUUCGGAUGCGCUGAGGAGGAAGAGGCAGAUGAGGAAAAGCAAGGGAACCAGGAGAAGGGAGAGGAGGCAGAGGGGGAUGACGAAGACGAAUAUGAUAAGACAGUAAAGGAAGCCCACGCAAGUGGAGAAUACCAACUUAGUUGACGACGAUAUUGGUGCGAACUGUAAGGUGUAAGGAAGAAUCAAGAAUAGUUUAGUCUUUCAUUACUAGUGAUGGGUUUUCAUUUUUCUCAUUUUUCUGUGUUAAUUUUGAACACUUUGUAAAAUUAUUAACACAAAUAUAUUACUGUUUAAAGAUUACAUUGAA
Molecule: messenger RNA, 1432 nt
Organism: Ananas comosus (pineapple)
Lineage: Eukaryota; Viridiplantae; Streptophyta; Magnoliopsida; Poales; Bromeliaceae
Product: serine/threonine-protein kinase SAPK7-like
Exons: 9
Coding region: 187-1269 (360 amino acids)
Biological process (GO): intracellular signal transduction; protein phosphorylation
Molecular function (GO): protein serine/threonine kinase activity; ATP binding
Source: RefSeq, a predicted model, not a curated record